This is a messenger RNA of Cordyceps militaris CM01, 2346 nucleotides long. Its product is annotated as Fungal transcriptional regulatory protein. Gene Ontology annotation, biological process: DNA-templated transcription; regulation of transcription by RNA polymerase II. The coding region runs from base 1 to 2346 and encodes 781 amino acids. The transcript has 11 exons. Lineage: Eukaryota; Fungi; Ascomycota; Sordariomycetes; Hypocreales; Cordycipitaceae. Gene Ontology annotation, cellular component: chromatin. The record is from RefSeq and is a predicted model, not a curated record. Gene Ontology annotation, molecular function: DNA-binding transcription factor activity, RNA polymerase II-specific; zinc ion binding; RNA polymerase II cis-regulatory region sequence-specific DNA binding.
AUGAGCGAAGCCAUACGCGAGACGUCCGGCAUGAAUGCCCCGUAUGCGGAAAACUCUUUGUACGACGGCAAGUAUAAUCGGAUCCCGCAAACCAGCGAUGUCAUGACGCGACACGCGACUCUUCAUGCAAGCGUCGGCAAGAAGCCGCGCAAGGUAUCAUGCCUAUCCUGUGUCCAGCGCAAGGUCCGGUGCGACGGACAGCCGGGGACGACCUGCAAGCGAUGCGAGAGUGCGGAGCGCCCGUGCCGCUACCGGAGCCAUGUGGAUGGCGCGGAGACGACGGCCGGCUUUCCGGCGCCGUGCAUACAGCAGCAGCAGCAGCAGCCCGUUUCGUCUCAACUCGCCCCCGCCCGCCCUUUUAAUCCCAACGGGCACAACGCUGGUGGUGUCGCCGCCCAUGCGCUGCCGGCCCUGCCCGUGGAGAGCCGGGGGCCUCUUGGGAACGCGGCACCGGAUGCAACGCUGGCUUUUGCGGUGGACCAUGCACAGGGGUUCAGCGCAGACCCGUCCGAGAGCUUCUUUGGCUGGGAUCUGGAGCAUGCUGGCUCCGACGACAUGGACUUUCUUGGCCUCCCGCUCCUAGACUGGUUUCCCACAACAACAGGAGCAGAGACAACAAACAUUGCGCUUUCAGAGCCGUCUGCUGCUCGAGACGACCCCGAGUCACCAUCGUCGCAGCUGAUCCGGGACGCUCAGCCGCCCGACACCCCUUGGCCGCAUGUCUAUCGUCCUAGUGAAAAUGACGCCGAGAUCAAUCUCUCGCCCGCCGCUCCCAAGACCCCCUCCAUCCUGCAGCAGCUCUCGCCAAGCCCCGUCAACGAGGGCUGCCGGCAAGCCAUCAUCUCGCUCGUCAACACCACGCACCAGCCCAACUGGCCGGCCGUCGACGCGGCCUGCUUCCCCUCGGCGCAGACGCUGUCCGUGUGCGUCAACCUCUACUUCCGGCACUUCCACGACGCGCUGCCCAUUCUCCGCCGCGUGGCCGACCUGCCCGGCGGCGGGGACUCGUCGUCGGCGGUGGCGUCGCCGGUGCUGCUGCUGGCCGUGGCCGCCAUCGGCGCCAUGUACGCGCGCGACACGCUGCGCAGCUCGGCGCUGGCCCUCAACGAGCUCGCGCGCAGGGCCAUUUCCUCGCUGCGCGAGAGCAACCGCAGCGCGUCGUUUAGCGUGCCCGUCGUCCAGGCCUCGCUGCUGCAGUCCGUGUUUGGGCUCUUUUGCGGCUCCCGCAUGCUGUACCAGCAUGCCGAGAUGAGCAGAGGCAGCCUUGUCACGGCCGCCAGGAGGAUGCACCUGCUCCGCCCGGGACUGUCGUUUGUCGACGAGCUGCAGAAAGGUACCGGUGCGCCGACGCAGGAGCAGAUGGAGCUGGCAGCGGCGGCCGACGAUGAGAGACGGAAUCUUGGAUGGGGCAUCUAUCUUUAUGAUAUGCAGAUUUCUGCCCUGCUCAACAUCCCUCCCCUCUUUUCCAUUUCUGAAAUUAACGUGCCUCUACCAGCUGACACCCAUGCGGAAUCGAAUUCGCAGUAUGCCACAGAGUCACCUCCCAAUUUCCGUGCCGUGCUGGAUGUACUAUUGUCCACCGGCGAGCUGCAGCAUUCCCUAGGCUCAUUCAGUUUGUCCAUCAUGGCAAACACACUUUAUAGACUUUGCACCGACGCUGCCGCCGUGGAAGCCAUCUUCACAAACGUGCCGGCACCAGGCGAUGGCCGUUAUCGACUCGAGUUUCCCGCAACCUUCAAGCACAAUCCGCAACAACUUCUCGAUGAGCUUUCCGUUUCCUGCCACUCGCUUCAUGCCCUACCCAACUCGCUCACGAUUGGGGUCUGCGCGCUCUCCCACCUUGGCCACAUGCAGUUCACGUGGCCGGGCUUCCUGAACAACAUCAAGAUUGCAGCAGGCAAGUCUGGGACCGAGGAAAGCAAAGCGACAGCACGAGAAUGGAUACAAUCUCGCAUUCAGGACGAUCCGGCCGGUGCGCGGUUCAUCCUCGCGCAAGCGGGCCAGUUGAGUGCCGUACUGGCGCGGUAUCCUUUCGAUGCGCCCGCUGAGACGGUGUUGGGGUUGGAUGUUGCCCUGACAUUUUGGGCGCUGCUAAAGUUUUCGGACAACUUGGGUGGUGAAGGACAAAAGUCCUUCUCAGUCUUUUGGUCCACGUGCGACGACGCGAGCGAAUGGGCUAGGAAUGGGGGUGCCGUUUACUUUCAAGGCCUCGGUGACCUUGGUCAACUCACCAGCGCCAAAUGCCUGGCCAUUUUCAGGCAGCGAAUGGACAUCAUGUCCUGGGGUCUGGCAGAUCGGUUCAAGCAAGUACUGUUGAAUCUUGAGCGGGAAGAACAAGCACCAUGA